Messenger RNA from Gekko japonicus, 3211 nucleotides. RefSeq names its product splicing factor 1 (gene SF1). Gene Ontology annotation, cellular component: nucleus. Gene Ontology annotation, molecular function: mRNA binding; zinc ion binding. The coding region runs from base 394 to 2238 and encodes 614 amino acids. The record is from RefSeq and is a predicted model, not a curated record. The transcript is spliced from 11 exons. NCBI's taxonomy places the organism in Eukaryota, Metazoa, Chordata, Lepidosauria, Squamata, Gekkonidae. Gene Ontology annotation, biological process: regulation of mRNA splicing, via spliceosome.
GUUUAUAAUCCACAGUCUCCAGAAUGAGAGGACUAUUGCUAAACUGGUUAUGAAUUGUGCAGUUCUGAAGUCUUCUCUCACUUGGCCCCCUACUGUUGUAACCAAACAGGAUUGUUCUGAUGUGUUAAAAAGUAAGCAUUUGAAUGUCAAUAUUCCUGCUGGGAGUCUGUCCACUACCAGUUACAGCAUGUCAAAGGUGGCUUUCUUCAGCAGCCUGGAGAUCAGCCUUAAAAAGAUUAGACAAUUUUUGCUAACUUUUAAAUGAAUGCUUUGCUUCCUGAUGAAUAAUUCUUUUUGAAGAUCGAUAGAAAUAAGUAAGACCAAGAAGGGCCUUUGCUGGAUUCCUGAUGAACGUAUUUGACUGGCUUAACAUUGUGGGGUCUCCUGGUUUUUAUGUUGACGUAUCAGUCGUCCCUUGAAAAUUCUCCAGUUCUUCAUGCUUUGUUGAUGAGUUUUGAGAUGUUUUUUGGUAACAUUGUCUUUUUUUCCAUCCUUUUUUCUUUCCUAACCUGGUUUCUUCCAGUGCAACUGCAGAUAGAAGACCUGACUCGUAAACUGCGCACAGGAGACCUGGGCAUCCCCCCUAACCCUGAGGACAGGUCUCCUUCCCCUGAACCAAUCUACAAUAGCGAGGGGAAGCGCCUCAACACCCGCGAGUUCCGUACACGCAAGAAGCUGGAGGAAGAGAGGCAUAACCUGAUAACAGAGAUGGUGGCGCUCAACCCUGACUUCAAGCCGCCAGCUGAUUACAAGCCACCAGCAACCCGGGUGAGUGAUAAAGUGAUGAUCCCACAAGAUGAAUAUCCUGAGAUAAACUUCGUUGGGCUUCUCAUUGGACCCAGAGGAAACACACUGAAGAACAUUGAGAAGGAGUGCAAUGCAAAGAUCAUGAUCAGAGGCAAAGGCUCUGUGAAAGAAGGGAAAGUGGGGCGGAAAGAUGGCCAGAUGCUGCCUGGUGAGGAUGAACCCCUUCAUGCGCUCGUCACUGCCAACACUAUGGAAAAUGUGAAGAAAGCUGUGGAACAGAUCCGGAACAUUUUGAAACAAGGAAUUGAAACACCAGAGGACCAGAAUGACCUGCGCAAGAUGCAGCUGCGGGAGCUUGCCCGCCUCAAUGGGACGCUGCGUGAAGAUGACAACAGGAUUCUGCGUCCGUGGCAAAAUACGGAAACUCGCAGCAUCACCAACACCACAGUGUGUACCAAGUGCGGAGGAGCUGGCCACAUUGCAUCAGACUGCAAGUUUGCCCGGCCUGGAGAUCCCCAGUCAGCCCAGGAUAAAGCACGCAUGGACAAAGAGUACUUAUCUCUAAUGGCCGAGUUGGGAGAGGCCCCUGUUCCGUCAUCUGUAGGGUCUUCUUCAGGACCUUCUAAUCCACCUCUGCAGAGUGGCCCAAGACCGUCGGGGCCUGGCAACAGCCAGCCACCUCCUAACCGCCCUCCGUGGAUGAACUCUGGCCCUUCUGAAAAUCGGCCCUUCCAUGGCAUGCAUGGUGGAGGUGGAGGCGGUGGCGGCGGCGGCGGUGGUGGUGGUGGAGGAGGAGGAGGAGGAGGAGGGCCUGCAGGGCCUGGCGGUCCUCACAACUUCCCUCACCCAAUGUCGAACAUGGGAGGACAUGGUGGUCACCCCAUGCAGCACAAUCCAAAUGGUCCCCCGCCUUGGUUACAGCCACACAAUCCUCCAAUGAACCAGGGACCGCAUCCUCACGGCCCACCAGGCCCCCAUCACAUGGAUCAGUACCUGGGCAACGCGCCAGUGGGCUCUGGGGUCUAUCGCCUCCAAGGAAAAGGUAUGAUGCCGCCUCCGAUGGGUAUGAUGCCCCCACCGCCCCCUCCGCCCGGUGGUCAGCCUCCCCCGCCUCCCUCUGGUCCUCUCCCCCCAUGGCAGCAGCAGCAGCAGCCACCACCCCCGCCUCCCAGCAGCAGUACUCCCUUGCCAUGGCAGCAAAAUACGACGACCACCACCACCACGAGCGCUGGCAGCGGGGCCAUCCCUCCAUGGCAGCAGCAGGGGGCGGCGGCAACUUCUACGGGGGGCCCGCAGAUGCAAGGCAGCCCCUCCAUGGUGCCUUUGCCUCCAGGGGUCCAGCCUCCCCUGCCGCCAGGGGCCCCGCCUCCUCCCCCUCCUCCGCCUCCCAUGGACCCUUCUAACUUUGUCACCAUGAUGGGGGUGGGGGUUCCGGCUUUGCCACCGUUCGGCAUGCCCCCUGCUCCACCACCACCGCCACCACAGAACUGAAGAAAGGUUUUUCUAUACAGUUUUUCUCUCCAAUGUGGAGCCAGGAAUUGGAGGGGGAUGUUAAUGAAGCCCGGCCAGGAGCAUGUGAGGGAUGUUCCCCCCCCUCCUUACUCUGUAUUAGAGGGGUGUGUGACUCUUUGUCACAUUCUUGUUUUGAAUGACUUGACUGGUGUACUUCGAUAAUUUGACCCAUCAAGACACUAGCCUUAAGCGUCCCUCUGAAGUGAGGACUGUCUAACCUUUGGCAGUGAGAACAAGGAACUUACGGGAUAUACUUGCUGGGGCAAAAGUCCAUUUGAAACCACCAGGUCCAGCCUCGGAAGCAGCAAGCCCUCUUCUGUGAAUUUAAGCAUCUCUCACGUGCCCUGCAGGCGCAGAACAGCGACUUCUGUUUAUUUAAUUUUUUCUUGCUGGGCUUAGAUUUCAGUCCCACCUUAAAGACACCAUGUUUUCCAGGGCCCUGUACAUCUCCACCAUUGAACUUCUGCCAGUAGAGUUGAAGAAAUGAAUGGAUUUUGGUAGAAUUCUCUGUGUUUGAAAGCUGAGACUUUUUGCCCCGCAGCUGAUUUGGGGGGGGGGGGAGUGUCCCAGUUUUUCUUUUCCUGGGUCUCCUUAGCAGGAAUAGGUAGAUUUUGCAAGAUGUGUCUACUGUAGAAGCUGAGGGCUUUGAGUCCACCCCCCACCCUUCCCAUAGGGUAGUUAAAAUGAAGUAGGCGUUGGGAGGGCAUCUUCGUCUACUCUGAGAUCCAUUCGUCUCUUAUUCACCUGCCUAGAGUCUCAUUCCUUCCUCCUUUUUCUUUUUUUUUAAGCACGUCUGAGUGUUUUGUGGUUUUGGGUGGUCCCACCCCCGGAUUGAGUGAUUUCUGUUGACAAUGAUGUAUGUGUAUAAUGCUUCAUUCAGUCACCUGUAACCAUUUUCUUAAUUGCUUUUUGUGUAAGAGUAAAAACUGCAACGAGGGGAGGUUCCAAUUAA